Molecule: messenger RNA, 1815 nt
Organism: Symbiodinium sp. CCMP2456
Lineage: Eukaryota; Dinophyceae; Suessiales; Symbiodiniaceae
Source: the annotation of a GenBank genome assembly
AUGGCUGAAGCUUCCGAAAGUGAGAGUGCUGAUUCCACUGAGUCUCCAGACGAGGCAAAGAAGGUUCGCAAGAUUCCAGUCAUUGUGAUCCUCUUGGUUGAGCUCUGCGAGAGGCUGACAUACUAUACACUGGCAGGCACGCAGAAAAUCUAUUUGCAGAAUCAGCUCCACAAGUUGCCCUCGACGGCAGCAGCACUGAACUCGGUCUUCAGCAUGCUGUGUUACUUCUGGUGUAUCCCGGGCGGCCUGAUCGCAGACUCUGUGGGUCGUUACAAGACCAUCAUCGGUGCGGGUGUAAUCUAUGCUACCGGCACACUUUGCGUUGCUAUUGCUGUAGUCCAUGCCUUCCAGACCUCGCUUGGCUGGAUGUUUACCGGUGGAUGCCUCGUGCUCAUCGCAGCUGGCACAGGUGGCAUCAAGCCAAACAUUGCAAAUUUCGGCGCUGACCAGAUUGGUGACGAAACUGAGAGCCAGCGGGAAUGCCAAAAGACUUACUUCUCUCUGUUCUACCUGGCCAUCAACAUCGGGGUUCUGUUUGCCUUUGGAUUCUUCACGAACAUCACCACUGGUGGGCUCCCUGGUGUGGUUCCCCAAAGUGAGGGCUACUCCUUUGCAUAUGGUGCCGGAGCUGUCUUUAUGAUAGCAGCGGUGUUGAUCUUCAUCUCCUUCACUCCAUCUUACCGGCGGCUGCCUGGAAAUGGUCUUGGACCUGUGAAGCGUCUGGUCCGCUAUCAAUGCCGUUCUCUGCGUGGCGGCGGCUGGCGAGCUGUGAUGUCUGCCAUUGGUUGGCUCUGCUUGCCCUUCUUCUACAUCGUCACCCUUGCAGCCGUGUUGACACCGAAAGCGACGACUGCAAGCGAGCAGGUCUUUCUGGAUCCAUGCUCUUCCGCGUCGGGUACUCGCCGGCUCCACGGAGGGACGAUCUCCAUCAACGAUACCCUCAACGACACGGCCCUGGCUUUGGGCGGCUUGGCCUGCGUCUGCCUCGUCGUCGCCAAUGUCCGUUGCUCUUGGGUGCAAAAGCUCGGGGACGAGUCCAAGAACUCCUUCAACCAGGUGGAAGCUGCACGAACCUUCGCUGCCAUUCCCGUCAUCAUCGUGGUCAACCUUUCCUUCAGUCUCUGCUACAACUCAAUGAACAACGCAUUCCCAUCACAGGCCUGCCAAAUGGACGUCCGCCUAGGAGACGGGCAGCUGAACGGAGCUUUCUUCAACAUCGCGGAUGCCCUGGCCAUCGUGGUCUUCACACCCAUCUUCGAGUCUUGCGUGUAUCCGCUGAUAGCACGUCUGAAGGGUAGCCCUGUCUCUUUGGGGCAGAAGAUGGUUACUGGACUUCUCGUUGCCGCAGUCUCCAACUUCUCAGCUGCGGUGCUGGAGGUGAAAAGACGGGCGGCCCCUCCUCUUUGUGAUGUCGGCUUUUCGCAAUGUGCGCCAGGAUAUUCGGAGGAUGGGCUAUUUGGGACCCGAAUGCGGGACAUCAGCGGCUUCUGGAUCUUCCUGCCCUACAUCCUGGUGGGAAUCGCCGAGAUCCUGGUAAACCCGUGUCUCUACUGCUUCUCAUAUGAGAGCGCUCCCCCAGAGGUUCGCUCCCUCCUUCAGGCGGUGAACCUCUUUUUCUCGGGAUCUGUUUCCAAUGCCUUCACAGCAAUUGUAUCCAAACUGCUCUACCCGGAUGAUCUAGACACCGGCCACCUUGAGUACUACUACGCAGUGAAUAUGCUGCUUGCCCUGGUGGGAAUUGGACUCUACUUCUCUGUCACAAGAUGUUGUCACAGCCACGAGCUUGCUGAAGGCAACAGUGACGACAGUACAUAG